Coffea arabica (coffee) is the source of this 585-nucleotide messenger RNA. The record is from RefSeq and is a predicted model, not a curated record. Lineage: Eukaryota; Viridiplantae; Streptophyta; Magnoliopsida; Gentianales; Rubiaceae.
AUGAGGGAGGUGGCUAAACAGGUUUGGGAGUGCUUUGAGGGUCUCAUCGGCGGGAUUAGAGAAGCUUUCACGGUUAGACAUAAAGUGAUGAGUUGGUUGGUCAAACCUACUUCUAAUUCUUACCUUGAUUUUGUUCUACGCACUUUGCCAUCGUUAAUUUGCUGGAAUUUAUGGAAGAUGCGAAAUAUGCGGAUUUUCGAUGCAAGGCUGCGCAGCAAGGUUACCAUACUGGAGGUUUGUUGGAAAUGCCCGAGUCAGUCGGUGGUGGCCGAUGGUUGUUUAAGGGGUAAUCCGGGGAGGAGUGGCGGUGGGGGAGUGUUCAGGGAUUAUUUUGGGAGAUUUCUUCUGGGUUUUUCAUGUUGUUUUGGGGAGAUUACAAGCCUUCAUGCGGAGCUGAAAGCUCUUCAUUUUGGUACUCAAUUAAGUGUAUCUCGUGGAUUAGUUAAGUUGCAUCUAGAGUCUGAUUCACUGGUUUUGGCCCGUAUUAUUCAGGGGAAGGUUAGGUGUCCAUGGCAGUUGCAGAGGGAGUUACAAGAUCUGCUGCAAUAUGAGCGGUAUUUUGAAGCCGUUACUCAUUGUUUUUGA